AUGAGCCUGUCGCCCGAGCUGCACAUUGCGCUCCAGCGCAUAACCGCUUGCAACAAAAGCGAGCGCUUGGUGAUGGUGGUACGUGACGACCUGGUCAAGAGUUUGCAAGCGGGACAGACCGCAGUGGCUUAUGCCCACGAAGCGUGGAUGCAGCUUGAGCAAUUGGGUGCGGACGUGAUGUCCAUCGGAAGGUUAGUCGGUUUCGUUGACAGGGACAAGUUGCACAAGGCUUUCAAGGACUCCAAGCUGCUGAUGCGUGACAGAGUGGUGUGGCAAGCUAUGGGUCGUUUCCGCACGAUGCUGGAUACGCAAGUCAUCAUGGACUACCUGGCGGUGAUCGUCAACAGCGACAACACACGGCUGAGUCAAUUACGGAAUGCCUACUACAAGGUACAAUCUGAUGUCGUUGCUGAGGUGAUGGCCAACUACUAUAGCUGGGAGAAGUUCGCCAGGAAUGUGUGCGGCAAUGUUGAAGAUGACGACAUGCAGCUCGUCCUCAUGAGCCUAGGCCGUCUGGUGGAUCUCAGCGAGCAGAAUUUCUACCCGAGCUUGAUGGAAGUGCCCUGCAUCGUCAACGAUGCUCUUUCGAAGACAAGGCCAGAAUCCCAAGCGCAGUUGCCAGGCGGCACGACCCACAACAUUCCAAAGAUGACGUCUGAUGCCACGGCCCUCCGGGCGUCCUUAGUCCUGUGUACGUGCUAUGCAUUCCUCGGCAAGGACGGUGUUGCGGACUUUGGGAUGGUUGAUCAGGUCAUUCGUGACCAAUGCGAGUCGAAGAAAGACAUGCUGCCGCUGAGCAUUGAGGCUUUUCUCGCCAAGCUGCACACGACACAUUCGCACUUGCAGAAGGCAGUCCUCACAGAGUUGACAUGCUCAGAAAAUGUUUGGAAACGUACCCUGACGAGGAUCGCCCAGCUUCUGCGCAAACCGAAUAGUUGA
Symbiodinium sp. CCMP2456 is the source of this 939-nucleotide messenger RNA. NCBI's taxonomy places the organism in Eukaryota, Dinophyceae, Suessiales, Symbiodiniaceae. The record is from the annotation of a GenBank genome assembly.